UCCGACGCAUGUAAACGAUGACUUGUUAUACAGAUGAAGUUUGUACAUGCACAGAAGGACGCGCAAAGCACUACCCAGCAACAGUCUCGGCGCAUUCCGCUCUGCUCUGUCCUUUGCUUGCUGCUCGCGACGUGUUCUAGGGCUGAAAAGAGGAACGCGACCUGCCUGACCGACCAAUGCUUUGAAUACGGGACGUGCAACCCGGAGACAGACAGGUGUGAGUGCCCACUGGGGCGCCACGGUCUUGACUGCUCCAUCCCCAUCCCGGACCCCGAGCCGCAGUGCAAGGAGCACAGCCACAACCUCGUCACCUGCACCAGCUUUACUAAGACCCUCUGCCUCAAUAGCUGCAACGGCCAGGGCUGGUGCGCGGGAGGCUUCUGCCACUGCAAGCCGGGUUUCUAUGGCGCCGAUUGCUCUCUAAGCACCAGCCCGGAUGGCCGCCCCGUGCUGCUGGCUGGGCAGGGCUACAUGCCGCGUCAGCACGGCGUCAAGAUCUACGUGUAUGAGCUGCCACCGGUGGCGAACACCUGGACCUACAUCGCUCGUAUAGACCGCCCACUCGUGCAGGUGCUGCUGCAGCGCAUGCUGAGCUCCGGCGUGCGCACCACGGACGGCGACUCGGCGGACUACUACUUUAUACCGCUGCUGAUGCGCACGCGCACACACACCGUCAACCACUUGGCUGCGGUGGUGCACUACGUGCGCAAGCACUGGCCCUGGUGGGACCGCACUGGGGGCGGCCACAGGCAUCUGCUGGUGGCGCCCGGCGACAUCGGGCGGCGCAUCCUGACGCCCGAGCUGCUGCACAUGACCGAGAACUGCACCUUCCUCACACACUGGGGGCUGCACCGCAACCACAGCGGCGGCAACUGGCUGGCCUCACACCGGCCCGGCAAGGACAUCGUGGUGCCACCGCUGACGCCGCCGGACGAGCCUAUUGUGUACUCGCCUUUGCAUGCCACCCUAAAAAAGAACCGCAAGUCCCGACUGGGGGAGCUGUUUUUCGCAGGCCGCAUUUGCGGGGACAACCAGAAGCCGACCGACGGCAAAUGCUCUGAGAAGCGACAGGAUUACAGCGCGGGCACGAGGCAGCAGGUCGCCCACCACCACUGGAACCGGCCCAAUUGGACCAUCACCACACACACGCCCGCCUACGCAGAGGCCCUGUCUACACACAUCUUCUGCCUCUCGCCAACAGGCGGCGGCUACGGGCGUCGCAGCGUGCAGUCCUUGCUGAUGGGCUGCAUCCCCGUCACCGUCACCGACCACGUGCACCAGCCCUUUGAGCCCGAGGUGGACUGGGCGCGCUUCUCCGUGCCCGUGCGGGAGGACGACAUUGCGCAGCUGCACCACGUGCUGACGGGGCUGAGGGCCAGCCCGCACACGCUGGCGCAGAUGCAGGUACGGCUGCGGUGUGCAGCGCAGCACAUGUAUUACUCGAGCACCUUCGGGGAGAUCAUGGGCGAAGACGGCCGAUUCGACGCGUUCGAAACGCUGAUGGAGGUGCUGCGUAUGCGCAAGGAGCGGCCCGAGCUGCACCCGCGCGACUACGAGGCGCAGGACAAACGCUUCCACGACUUUAUCCACUGCCGCUCCAAGCCCACAGGCGGGCGCGUGCAGCUGUGCACCCAGAACCGGCUGGUCAAGUCGAACAACAUCACGCACUGCCGGGAGAGCUACGACGCAGUGCCCAUGCGCUGGAUGCGGAUGUUCUAUUCCUGGCCGGGUGGCGCCGUGUGCGGCCGCAACAGGGAUGUGGGCCGCUGCCCCCGGAGCUGGCUGUAAUGGCCCUCCCUGUGUCCCUGGGCGCUGCUCCUCUGCAAAGGCAGAUAUACGGUACCUAGCUACGGUGACAGAGUGAGCUUGAAAGCACGAGUAUGCGGCUUUACGCUGCGCGCGGGAGUUGAGGGCGAGCACUGCUGCGGGAUCAAACGCCGUAUUGCCGCACAAUCUCGGACACAAUGAACGAGGACAGAACGAUUAGUAACGGGUGAUUGCCGGACAGAUGGGGGCAUGGGGCCGAACAUGGAGCGCAUUGCUGUAUGGGCAGUGGGGGUGAAGAUUGAGAAGCAGAGCGGCGAACCGGGUCGAUCGUGUUGUUGGACUUGCUGCGAGCUGGAGCCCGGGGCACUGAGGCGUCUGGGACUGAGGUGAGCCAAGACGGAGUGUGGCGGACCCCGGGACCCGUAAGGAGUGCAGAAGUGUGCAUGAAUGGUAGGCUAGUACCAGCCACGCUCGACGGAUGCGUCGAGAGCGUUGACUCGUGUGGACUGGUGGC
Molecule: messenger RNA, 2281 nt
Organism: Chlamydomonas reinhardtii
Lineage: Eukaryota; Viridiplantae; Chlorophyta; Chlorophyceae; Chlamydomonadales; Chlamydomonadaceae
Exons: 16
Coding region: 34-1788 (584 amino acids)
Molecular function (GO): glycosyltransferase activity
Source: RefSeq, a predicted model, not a curated record